Molecule: messenger RNA, 907 nt
Organism: Rhododendron vialii
Lineage: Eukaryota; Viridiplantae; Streptophyta; Magnoliopsida; Ericales; Ericaceae
Product: 14 kDa proline-rich protein DC2.15-like
Exons: 1
Coding region: 91-519 (142 amino acids)
Source: RefSeq, a predicted model, not a curated record
AAUCCCUUCAUCCACACAAGUACCCCCCCUCCAAACUACAACUUCUACUAUCCAAAAUUUUAGAAGUAUUUUUUGUGGGUUUGAUCAGAGAUGGGUUCCAAGGGCAUUAAUGCAUCACUCACUUUGUUUCUCUUGCUCAACCUUCUCUUCUUUACCUUUGUGAGUGCAUGUGGGACUUGUCGAUCAAACCCAAACCCAAGUCCAAACCCAAACCCAAACCCAAGGCCAAGUCCCAACCCUACUACUCCCAGUAGUGCCACUACUUGCCCCAGAGAUGCCCUAAAAUUAGGUGUCUGUAUUGAUUUGCUUGGUGGAUUGAUCAAUGUUGUUGUGGGUACUCCUCCAACGGCUCCUUGCUGCAGUCUCAUUCAAGGCCUUGCUGAUCUUGAGGCUGCUGUUUGCCUUUGCACUGUCAUCAAGGCAAAUAUUUUGGGCAUCAACCUCAACAUCCCUCUCUCCCUCUCCUUGCUUCUUAAUGUUUGUGGGAAAAAUGUCCCUCGUGGCUUCCAGUGUGCCUAAACCAAACUCCCAUUUUAUCAACCCGGAUCGAAAUCCUAUGUAUGUUAAAUCCCAAUAAAUUACUUCAGAACGAAAAUAUAUAUAGGGAGACCGGAUACAUUCCAGAUGGGGCAGAAACUGAUAUUUCUUAGCUUGGAACUUCUUCCUUUUUUGGAUGUUUUUCUGUAUGUUCGUAGCAUUUGCGUGAUGAAUUCUGUGCUAAGAGUGUACGUAUGGAGUACGCGCGUGUGUUUGAGAUAACAUCUCGUUUCCUUUGGGAUGAUAUUGUUUGUGAAAUUUGAUGUUGUUCGUCCUAAAUAUUGCAGUGAUUAUUUUUAUCAUGGUUCGCUUAUGCAGUAAGUGUAAUCAUUGUAACUUUACAUGGAAUGAAAAAUUACUGGCUUGGAUA